UAGUAGUGGAUGAUAUCAGCAGUCGGGCUAGUCAGUGUUAUUUCAGUGUAGUCAAGUAUUCUGCUAAUCAUCCCAUUGAUAAAUUGGAUCGGAAUAUAUUUAUGCAUCCUCACAUCGUUCUCUAGCAUCUGUGGCUUUCAGUGUGUCUGGCUUUUAAAGAUGCCCGGCUCCUCAGGCACCACUCAGAGUAUGAAAAAGACCAUCGGCCACCGGGGCGUUGAGACCACCACCGGAGAGACUACCUACAAAAAGACAACUUCCUCUGCCCUCAAAGGUGCCAUUCAGUUGGGCAUUACUCACACGGUCGGCAGCUUGAGUCAGAAAGCCGAGAGGGAUGUACUCAUGCAAGAUUUUGUGGUCGUUGAAAGCAUCUUUUUCCCCAGUGAAGGCAGUAACCUGACUCCAGCUCAUCACUACAGCGAUUUCCGUUUUAAGACCUACGCUCCCAUUGCCUUCCGUUAUUUCAGAGAGCUGUUUGGCAUUCGGCCCGAUGACUACCUGUAUUCUCUGUGUAACGAGCCACUGAUUGAGCUGUCCAACCCCGGAGCCAGUGGAUCGCUCUUCUAUGUCUCCAGCGAUGACGAGUUCAUCAUUAAAACUGUUCAGCACAAAGAGGCAGAGUUUCUCCAGAAGCUACUUCCUGGAUACUUCAUGAACAUAAACCAAAACAAGCGCACACUGCUGCCCAAGUUCUACGGUCUGUACUGCGUCCAGGCAGGGGGCAAGAAUAUUCGCAUAGUUGUUAUGAACAAUCUCCUACCCCGGAUAAUCCCCAUGCACCUCAAAUACGACAUGAAAGGAUCCACUUAUAAGAGACGGGCGUCGCCGAAGGAGAGAGAGAAAGCUGUUCCCACGUACAAAGACCUCGACUUUAUCCAGGAUUUGCCCGAUGGCCUGCAGCUGGAAGCAGACAAUUACAAUGCUCUUAGCAAGACAAUACAGAGGGACUGCCUGCUCUUGCAGAGUUUCAAGAUCAUGGAUUACAGUCUCCUGAUGGGCAUUCACAACAUGGAUCAGGCCAAUCGGGAGCGUGCCGGGGGCUAUUCCGGGGACAGUGGUGGGUCGGAGGGAGCGGUGACGCCGGAUCAGCGGCGGCCUCAAGCCCAGAAAAGUCUGUACUGUACAGCCAUGGAGUCCAUCCAGGGUGAGGCUCGUGGAAAGGGCGCUUUGGAUUCUGAAGACCACAUGGGAGGCAUUCCAGCUCGUAAUGGAAAAGGAGAGCGGUUACUCAUCUACAUUGGCAUCAUAGACAUACUCCAGUCCUACAGAUUUGUUAAAAGGUUGGAACACUCCUGGAAGGCAUUGGUGCAUGAUGGGGACACGGUUUCAGUUCACAGACCUGGCUUCUACGCAGACCGCUUCCAGCAGUUCAUGUGCAGUACAGUGUUCAAGAAAAUUCCAUUAAGGCCUUCCCCAUCUAAGAAGAGCCGUGGUGGAGGUCAAGGAGGUCUUAGGAGGGCUCCCACUUUGGGAGCUCCCACCCCACUCUCUCACACAACGGGGCAUUCAGCCAUGGACCCCAGACUGGUUUACCGCGCACAUUUUAAAAGCACAGAGUCAGAAGCAGACAGCGUUCAGCCAGGCAGACCGGAUUUGGUUCCCAGGACCCCACCGCUGCAUGACAACACUGCUGAGUGCGAGGCCAACCUCUCCACCUCGUCAGUAGGCAGCUUAGAACUUGCUUCCUCUCCUCCUCUAAGGUCUGUUGGGGUGGAGGUGCACAAAUCAGCUCACACAGACUAUGAACAAGGUGCUUUUCACAGCUUCGAGACUGAGGGCAGCGCAGACAAUUCAGGCCACCUGUCCGGAAGUGAAGAUGUAGUUUCAUUGUCGGACAUCAUCCCCGAGACCAACAUCAAUUUUUAAACAUUUGAACCAAGUGCCCCAAGAGGAGAUACGCCUGGAAGAUGCGAACUGGGCACAGUGAAGGAUAAAGACGGCAAAAGCAGGCCAUCCAAGUCAGAAUCCCGGCGGCACCUGUUUCCCCAGCGCUCCCAUUUGAAACACACCGGUGUUGCUGGAAGAAGUUGCGUGGUGGAGGAAACGCAGAGACGGGGCUCCACGCUGCUGUGUGUGCGUGUAUGUAGUCUUUCCGAGCCAUCAACACUGUCACACAUGUCUCAAAACACCACAAAUGAGGGUGAUUGCCACAAUUAUUUCUUUGUAUUGUAGAAUUUGAUUUUUCUUUUUCCCUGUUUGCGGAGCGUGAGAGUCACAAAAUGGUGAGGAGUCACUUGUUGAAGCAUCACGUGGAGUGUGUGUGGGGGCACAGACGGGAGCAGUGCGCACUGAAGUACGUCCGAGUGGGGUCAUUGAUUUUCGUCUUCCUGUCACAGCACACUAGGUACCUUCCUCGCAGGCACGUUCGCCCUGAGCUGCCCCAUGUUUUUUUUUAGCCCCUUAUCAGCGAAUAAGAGGCGUCCCGUCAACACGUGCUGCUGUCCGAUUGCAAUCACAUUGUCUUAAAAUCGUGGAGGGUUUUGUUGAAAUCUUAGUUAGAUGGAUGGCUUGAACCAGUGCUAGACGAUCAGGUGUUCACGCGAAUGAAUUGUGCCGGAAGACGUUGUUGUGGUGCUGAAUGUACACGCCCCCUUCACCCUCAAUCAUAGAAUGUGUCUUUUUAAAAUGGAAGAAAGUGUUGAACGUCUUUGGCAUAUGACCACAUGCGCUAAACAUCUUUAUCUGAAUAGCGAGAAGUGCAGUUGGCAGCCAGUCCGUGCCCUUCCAUCAAGUAUUAAGCUGACGGUGGCAACCAUUUUGCAAAUGUGUUCAUUUUGUCCGUGUCAGUGCCUUUUUUUUUUUUCCUAAUGCAUUUUUAUCCCCUCAUCUGCCAUGUGAUGCACAACUGACCUUUUUUUUUUCUUUUUUAAUAACAGUGAACACAUACUUGCCUUAUCACUACAGUGGAAACCAUUUGGCUACCAUUUGCGUGUCAUUUGUCUGCAUUUUUUUUUUCCCAUGCAAACAGUACAAUCUUUUUUGGGGGGGCUGAUCAUGGCCAAAUUGAAAAUAAACUUAACUUUACGAGUAAAGGGGCUUGAAUUUAGAAAAGCAAAGUUGUCAUUUUCACAACUGAAUGAUUUGUCAUUCAGUUGAAACAGGUCAAUCGCAACUUUAGCAUAAAAUGCCAACUUAAUUCUCGUGAAAUUAGGGCUUCAAUGAGAAGUGUACUUUGGUCAAUCAUAAAAUUGUAACUUUAUUCCUAAAAUUGCAAGUUUGCUUGUGGAAAUUGUAAAGGUGUUAUCGAAUGAGGGAAAAUUAGGACUUUUGCAAAAUUACAACUAUCAUCAAAAAACUUCUUAAUUCUUGUGAAAUUAUGACUUCAUUACCCAUAAAAUGUGACUUAAUUUUUAAGAGCGUAUCUUUUUUUUUUGGGGGUGGGGGGGUUAAAUUAGGAACGUCGCAAUCUCAUGGUGAAGAGCAUUUUUGUAAAAAUACAACUUUAGCAUGAAAAGAGGCCUCUAUUUUUAUGACCCUUGUAAAAUGAUGUCAUUUUCCCCUCAAUAAAAUGCUUCCUUAUUCUUAGGAUUGCAGCUUUGCAUCGUCAAAUUGGAAAAGUUGCAGUUUUAUGAGAAAAAAUAACUUUUUGCAAAUAACUUUUCAUUAAUGGGCUUUAUUAAUGUGUAAAUUGACUUUAAAAAGUGUAUUGCAAAAAUCAAACUGAAUGUUCCUAAAGGUCGUAGGAAUAACUUUUCCUCUUUUCUCCUAAAAUUGAGUCUUUUAAUAUAACUUCACUGUCACACUUUCCUUUCCCGAAUCAGGGUGGCCCUCAUACACCUUUGCACCUUUUGGUUAUUUAAAUCUUUUAAAUUCAGGAGCACAUGUUGGCAAAUUGGAUUUGCAUGUGAAAAAUGUCAAAAAGUUUCAUAUACUGACCAUGUCAGGAUCAUUUCCCACGGCUCAGUGGUUGACUUGAAUGAGCCUACAGACAAAUUAUAAAUGACUGUUGUUGAUCAUUACUGCUGGUUACAGAAAUGACAACCUGCCUGAAACCACUCCUGGACCAAAAAUGAACUGUGUUUUGUUGUAUUGUACUGUAUGUAUAAAACAUCAGCUUUUUUUCUCGUUUGUUUGUUUUUGCUUUUAUGGUGUUUCGUGUUUGUCUUGUUGCUGUUGAAAACAACACAUUCAUGUUCAGGCAGGGUCACGACCCCUCUUCCCUAAUUACUUUGUACAGCAGUGAGAGAUUUCUCAGGCAGUCACAAUAUAGCAAGCUGACUUGAGCAAAACAUCUCAUCUACUGCAAUCUUAGUCACAUGUGGUCUAUGCAGCAGAAAGGGAGAAGUUGUAAUUAUUAUGGACUGAAAAAAAAA
Molecule: messenger RNA, 4313 nt
Organism: Hippocampus comes (tiger tail seahorse)
Lineage: Eukaryota; Metazoa; Chordata; Actinopteri; Syngnathiformes; Syngnathidae
Product: phosphatidylinositol 4-phosphate 5-kinase type-1 alpha-like
Exons: 15
Coding region: 160-1866 (568 amino acids)
Biological process (GO): phosphatidylinositol phosphate biosynthetic process
Cellular component (GO): plasma membrane
Molecular function (GO): 1-phosphatidylinositol-4-phosphate 5-kinase activity
Source: RefSeq, a predicted model, not a curated record